UUCUAUUUGUAAAACAUAAUCAUUGAAAUAAACAGAAUCCGUGUUUUUCAGGCACCAAAGUGAAUCCUGUUUGGGACUGGGGCCCAAUCGUCCCCUGAUUCCUGACAAGAUGUCCUCCAGAUCUCCAUCGUUUGGCCUGGCAGCAUCAUGAGCGGGAGUGCGAAGGGGAUUCUCCUCUCUCCACCGAGGGAGUAAGGAGGACAGAGAAGAAGAUAAAAGAAGGAGCAGAAAAGGACUGCAAAUAGAAGAAGAGGGAGAUAAGAAAAGAGGAGCAUGCUGUGAAUCCCUCUUCCUCGCUCCAUUUUGCAGAGCUCCUCUGCUUCUUCAUCACUUGAACCUAUGGCUCCCAAAGUGGGACCCUCCGCUCAGAGCGCCGGCAGCCUCCUCUGGGUGCUGCUGUGGCCCCUGCUCUGUGCUCUGGUCCUGGCUGGAGGCUCCACGGUGAGCCACGAGGACUCCAAGAGCCCCGCUGCUACAUCAACACCACAGGACUGGACCGGCACGGCAAUCCGGCUGCAGCCGGACCUGCAGACCGAGACCCUGGUGCCGACGGAGGCUCAGACGGAGGCUCAGACGGAGGCUCAGACGGAGGCUCUGCCAACUCAGAGCACCACCAGCAACUAUACAGGUCUGUCCUGCACCCCCGUCCUGCCGCCGCGUCGGGGUUCCUUCUACGUGGAGACCGGCACGGGCAUGUCGAUCGGCAGCGUGUUGGCCUUCUGGUGCAAGGAGGGAUACCAGCUGGUCGGCAGCGACAAAAUCUACUGCCAUGUCAGGAACGGCAAACCGCAGUGGAGCAACUACCUGCCUGUCUGCGAAGCGAUCCCCAGACCGGAGGACCGCGGUCGGAGGGUGGCCGUGUUGGCUUCAGUGGUGAGUGGCAUCGUCAUCCUCGCCAUGUCCCUGUCCUUCCUCAUCUGCUGCCUGCAGGAACGGUCCAGUCGGUACCGGGCCAAGAAAGAGGGGCGGAUCAGGCGCAGAGACAAGCGCUCGUCCCGUCGCAGCGAAUGCUGGUUGGAGAGAGAAGAGGGCCAGUGGGAAGCCUUCCCUCCUCCCAAGAUCUUCCAUCUCUCCCAGAGGAUGAACCCCCGCCUGGCUCCGGACAGCCCGCUCUACCUCACCGCGGGGCUGGGUGGAUAUGAGAACCGAGGAUACCAGAGGAGUCAGGAGAGUUUGCUGAAGGCCUCCCUGCCCGGACUCUACCGCUCCGAGUCUCAGCUUUACCCACACGUCGUCCUACAGAGGGUGCCGACUCCAACGGCACCAUCCGCCCCUUCUGCUCCGUCCGCCCCGCUCUACCUCCACCUGCCCCCCUCGGCCCCAUCGCCUGCCCACGCGACCGCCAGCGCUCAGCCCCACAGCAUGGCGCAGUACCCCACGCCGACGUAUCCGCCCCACCCGAACACACCGGUUCCUGCGUACCACCCGACACCAGCGCCCAUCUACCCCAACCCCAACCCCACACCACAGCGGCCGUGGCAGUAGCCAUUCCUUCAGAGCCGUUUGGAGAGACCCCUCCUCAUCCCCGGAUAGGGCAGCAAAUGAAAAGCAAAACUGGAAAUACAGCCAGCUUCGCGGUCCCUUCUUUUACUGCAUGCUUGCUGAACUUCUCCUGCAUUUUGGACUUAACAGGAACUGAAAUAAACACUUGAUGUUUCCUGUUCUUAAUUAUUGGUGAACUGCUGCUGCUGCUGCUGCAGCUUCCUCUGCACCCUUCAAGAGCAGCCUUUAGCCAUCAGAAACGAGAAGAAAGCUUCAAGUAGCCGGCCCGAGAAGACAAAACUCUUUAAGGUGAGCAGUUCACAGGUGACAUUUAUAAAAGAGAUGAAGGUUCUCAAAGGACUUUGACAAUGGCCACCACUUUUUAGGCAGCUAUAGGCAGAAAAUGAUCCCUAUCGGUCUUCCUGAAGUCCUCCUCUCUAGACAUUAUAUAUAUAUAUAUAUAUAUUAAACACCAGAAUCUUAAACUAAAUGUGAAGGAAAACGUUUUUUCGCUGUCUUUACUGCAGCAACUUAUUGUGUCCCAGUAUUUUUAGUUUUAUUCCCUGGUGGAUUUGGUAACAUGGAGAGUAUACAAGUGUACUUGGCUGAAAAGCCGAGCUGGGUUAAAUAAUGACUGAAAAUACUUAUCACAACUUGACUUAAUUUAAGGCUUACAGGUAGGUUCAGAUAAUAAGAUGAAAGACUAAUUUAAAUAAAACGUUGCAUUAAGUUUGUCCUUGAUGCAAGAGAAAAAUAAAAAUGCACAGCCAUGUUUGAGCAGCAAGGUGGAGAAACGUCUGGGCCGUUUUGACUUUUGGACCUUUAUCAUCCCCGUGGUCUACUGUAUAUAAAAUACAUGCAUUUUAAUUAUAAACUGUCUCGAAGCCCCUGUAAUUGCUUUAGUCAGUUUACACUCUAGCUGUGAGCAGUCUUAUUUUUUAACGAAGGACUAAAGUAGACACACUAACAAAUCUGCACUUUACACUUUUUGAAGAGGGAAUUUUGAAACCUGAAAACGAAUUAUUGUAUACAAUAAUUAUAAUACUGCCAUAAAAGCUGAAUAAAGCUAAAAAUUUGUUUAGUUGAACAGUU
This is a messenger RNA of Pungitius pungitius (ninespine stickleback), 2574 nucleotides long. RefSeq lists its product as uncharacterized. The record is from RefSeq and is a predicted model, not a curated record. The transcript is spliced from 6 exons. Bases 340 to 1485 code for a protein of 381 amino acids. NCBI's taxonomy places the organism in Eukaryota, Metazoa, Chordata, Actinopteri, Perciformes, Gasterosteidae.